Messenger RNA from Physcomitrium patens, 2158 nucleotides. NCBI's taxonomy places the organism in Eukaryota, Viridiplantae, Streptophyta, Bryopsida, Funariales, Funariaceae. The record is from RefSeq and is a predicted model, not a curated record.
CGCGGGUUUUCUCGUUUGGUUUCUGGUGGGGGUUGCGAGGGAGAGAUGUUUGGUUUCAAUCAUUGCGUGGUGGUUGGUGUGGGAGUGAGAGAGAGAGAGAGAGAGAGUGAGAGAGGGAUGAAUUAGGAAGGAUGAUGUGAAAUUUUUUCAAGAGCUUUUUGCAUAGGUGGUAGGAGCUUGUGCACGGGAGCGGUCGCAGAUGGUUGGGGAGUGAGAAUUGGUGUUAGAGUUUGAGGAUUUUGUGCAGAGCUUUCAUCUAGUACUUCGUUGCGUUCUUCCAGCAUUACGUGUUGCCUGAACAAGCUGUUGAGAGCUCGGGAGUGAUUCCAAGGCUGAACCGCAUGGGAAAAAUGGCUGUGUUUCUGCUUUGCUUCUCCUGGGCUUGCCUUUUUUCUUGAGAGUGCGGAACAUGGUCAGGGUGGAAGUCGAUGUAUUUUUUUUCCAAGGUGCAGGAAAGGUGAGAGGUGAUGGUGUGUGAGUGCUUGGAGCAGGGAUUGUUGGACUCGUCAGAUGGGGCAGGGGUUCCCCUUCUGGAAGGAUCAGAGGCGGCAGCAGAAGCAGGAGCUGUUGUGGCAAUGAAUGAGCUGGAGCCAGUGCCAGCGAGCGAUGUUUAUGGGGCGGGUGCAGAGUGGUUGCAGUGGACUCAGUUUGUUCCCCAGGAUGAGUCCUUAGCCAAGUGUUGGACUGAGAUUAUCGAUGUGGAGCAAGAUGAUGGGCCGACGUUGCUCCAGACUACUAGAACUGCACCAGUGUCGGCGCCACCUCCCGUUGUUGAGAAGCGCUCAUCAACUUAUACAGGGGCCGUGAGUGCUGCCUGUCCCGGUAGCCCAAGCCUAUCCUCGGGUGCAGCCCCUUCUGUUUCAGCUCCUGGGAAGACACGAUUGCGGUGGACUCCGGAGCUUCACGAAAAAUUCAUAACUGCAGUAGCGCAUCUUGGAGGGGCUGAUCGGGCUACACCAAAAGCAGUGAUGGGGUUGAUGGGUGUUCAAGGGAUAACUAUCUAUCAUGUGAAGAGCCACCUCCAGAAAUACCGACUUGCCCGAUAUAUGCCAGAAAUUACUGAAGAGCAAAAAGCGGAACGAAGGAGGACUGAAAGCCUUCUUACGCCUCUAGAGAUCAGCUCGAGCUACCAAAUCACACAAGCUUUGCAAAUGCAGAUGGAGGUGCAGAAAAAACUUCACGAGCAGCUUGAGGUCCAACGGGAGCUGCAGUUACGUAUUGAGGCCCAAGGUCAAUCCCUUCAAAAAAUGAUUGAAGCGCAAGCUAAAGUGGGAGGAAUGUUGCUGGACAAAAUUCCUGACUCAACUGCAGUUGCAUUGGCUCCUACUCCGGUUUCCAUAGGGCCUGCUGCCAGCCCUCUGCCAGAUACUGGUCCUGAAGCAUUGCCUGAAGGUAGUUGCCCCGAGACGCCUAAUCCAACGACCUCCGACGUUCUGUGCACCAAUGAGAUCAACAAGCGUGAGCCGAUUGAAGCUACCACCAUUGACAAUAUGCCAAUUGACGAGCCUUUGAUUAAGAGAGCUCGAAUUGACGAGGGCUGUUUGCAGGCUUCUCAAUCUGCUCAUCCAAAACCAAAAGUUUCGACCACUAUUUAUAGUUCUUCGCAAGCAGUUCAGGGGCAACGACCUUCACAUUUGAUGGACGAGAAGUCACUUUCUGAUGGACAGAUAACCAAAGGAACACCUCAGAGACUGCCUCAGCAAUCGCAUGCACCCUGUGUCACGCAGCAUCCAGGACCAGUGGCGCGAACACCGGUUCAAGCGUAAAUACGACAUUUAUGAUCCAGUGCACAAUGAAAUUUUGGUUGGCGGUUGUGAAGUGAGAAAACCUUGCAUUGGGAAUGGAGGAAAAAGCUAGGCACCGAAAUUGUUCUGUUGUUCCCUACUAGUGAAGUAUUGUAACAAUUGCGGACAUAAACAUACUUUCACCAUUCGCAAUGUUUUUUAGUAUAUGGUAUUGUUAACAUAUUAUAUUUUACCAAAAAGUAACCAUGCACAAAACAGCCAAUUGACAAUAUAUCAUCAUUUGGCUGUUUUGAGAUUGUAGAUAGAAACUUGUUUUUAUGUUUCCCAAUGCCCUUUGCUGACAGGUUGCUAAUACCAACUCAGAUUACUUCGCAUACCAUCAAUAUAGAAACACUCUUAAUAGUUUUACAGAA